AUGACAGCCAUUACAUUAGAAUUUUUACAGGAGUUAUUGAAACAAGAUUGUCCAGAUGUUACUAUUGAAGAAUUUGAGGGCGCCCCGGGGUCGAAACGUGGAGACAACUAUACAUCUAUGGUGUACCGUAUAACACUUAAAGGUUACAAAAAACUCUCGAAUGAAACCGAGCCAUGGUCAGGCUCUAUAAUUUACAAAUGCCUUCCUGAAAGUAUGUUGCGCCGAAACACAUUUAAAAGCGACGAACUAUUUUGUAAUGAAGUUGCAUUUUAUACAAAAAUCUGGCCAGCUCUGUCUUCUUUUCAAGACCAGUGGAACUUGGAUCAACCUUUCAAAAGUAUCCCUAAAUGUUACCUUGCGCAGAAUGAUCUGGUUAUUCUAAAAGAUUUAAAGGAGAUGGAUUUCGUGAUGCCCGAUAGGAAGCAAGGUUUGACGGUGGACCAGUGUUACUAUGUGUUGAAAAAUUUAGCACAAUUUCAUUCUCUUUCAUUGGCUAUGAAAUGUUACAAUCCAGAAGGAUUUUACGAUUUGCUAAAUAUUCAGGACGGAAUAACUGAAGUGUUUUUUGUUACGGAAAAUGAGGAAUAUUACAGAAGUUAUUACACUGAAGCUACGAAAAAUGCAAUUUUCAUGGUAGAGCAGGAGUUGAGAGACUCUUCUGAUAGAGAUAAAUACUUGACAAAGCUCAAGGACUUCUGCAAUGAGGAUACCUUUUUUCAAACAAUGGUUGAUAUGGUAUCUCCGAAGGAACCGUUAGCUGUAAUAUGCCAUGGUGACUGCUGGACUAAUAACUUGCUGUUUCGUUACAAAGAUGGGCAAAUUGCUGAUAUGUACAUAGUGGACUUUCAACUGGCCCGCUAUGCAUCGCCAGCCUUAGACUUGUGUUAUUUAAUUUAUCUAUGCCUCGAUCGCCAACAACGAGCUGAUCAUCUGACGUCGUUACUAGAAUACUACACAGAUGAACUGUAUGAACGAGUGGUGUCAAUGAGUGGCGCUGCUGCAUUUGACAGAGAUACCCUAUCAACCAUGAUUCAAGAAGAGUUUCGUCUUAGUAGUCGCUUUGGCCUUGGGACAGCCUUAGACAUGUACCCAAUCAUGACAUGUGAUAGUAAUGAAGCACCUAAUGUGUAUCAAGCAAAGGAAAGUGAAGCAACUCAAUCUGAAGAAAGUGUUAAGCCCGUUCAUACCUCCAACGAAGUAUGCCGAAAGAAAAUGACAGACUUAGUAAUAGAAUUGGUUGACCAGGGAUUGUUAUGA
Molecule: messenger RNA, 1257 nt
Organism: Pieris macdunnoughi
Lineage: Eukaryota; Metazoa; Arthropoda; Insecta; Lepidoptera; Pieridae
Source: the annotation of a GenBank genome assembly